CGGGCUUCCCGGUGCGGCGGGCGCCGCCGGGGGCUCGUAGGCCGCAUGCGCGAGGCCUCGUAGCGUCACUCCGGGGCACUGGGGGCGGGUGCGCGCUGCGCCGCGGGCUCCGGUUCGUCGAGACGUCGUGUGGGGAGGGGUCGCAGCCGCCGCCCCACGCACCGCGGAAGGAGGGCGGGGCCCGAGCGCUGGGCCCGGCCUGAGCGGGGCGGCGGCGGCUACGGCGGCUGCUGCGAGCGGGCGGCGAAGGGCGAGCGGACCCGCGGGCGCGGCACUCGGCGAGGAGCUGAGGCGCCGCGGGGAUGAAGGACCGGCUGGCUGACCUAGCAGAGUGUAAAGGAAAUGAAGAUGGAGAGACUGUUGUUGUUGAAAAAGACCAUUUUAUGGAUGACUUUUUCCAACAGGUUGAGGAAAUUAGAAAUAACAUAGCAAAAAUAGCACAGAAUGUGGAAGAAGUGAAAAAACAGCACAGCAUUAUCUUGUCAGCACCAAAUCCUGAAGGGAGAACAAAGGAGGAACUUGAAGAAUUAAAUGAGGAAAUAAAGAAGAUUGCUAAUAAAAUUCGAGCUAGGUUAAAAGCUAUUGAACAAAGCUUUGAUCAGGGUGAAAAUGCGAAUCGAACAUCAGUGGAUCUCAGAAUAAGAAAAACUCAGCACUCUGUAUUAGCUCACAAGUUUGUGGAGGUCAUGACGGAAUACAACGAGACCCAAACUCUUUUUCGAGAGCGCAGCAAAGGUCGGAUACAGAGGCAAUUAGAGAUAACUGGAAAGACCACCACUGAUGAGGAACUGGAGGAAAUGUUAGAGAGUGGUAAUCCUUCAAUUUUCACUUCUGACAUUAUAUCAGACUCCCAAAUAACUAGGCAAGCUCUGAAUGAAAUUGAGUCACGGCACAAGGAUAUUAUGAAACUGGAGUCCAGUAUACGGGAGCUACACGAAAUGUUUAUGGACAUGGCUAUGUUUGUUGAGACUCAGGGUGAAAUGAUCAACAACAUAGAAAAGAAUGUGAUGAGUGCAACAGAUUAUGUGGAACAUGCUAAAGAAGAGACAAAGAAGGCGGUUAAAUAUCAAAGUAAAGCACGAAGGAAAAUGUGGAUUAUUAUCAUUGUGUCAUUGGUGUUGAUCGUCGUAAUUGGUCUAAUUAUUGGUUUGUCUGUUGGUAUUCGGUGAUGCUUGGGUAACUUCAGCAUGCAUGACUUCCUGCCAGUGUGGCAAAAUUGAUAUUCAUAAUUAUAUGUGUAACUGUACUACUUCUGAUACUUGGAAUUAUCCUAGCAACAACACUAUCAUAGCAAGCGUAUUCUAAAAGCUACACACUUCCAGAAGCUCCAAAAGAUAUCUUCAGUAAAACCAAACUUUUUUUGAUAGAAGAUGCCUUACACAGAUAUGUGAUGAUGACCUAUCAUUAAUGGCUAAAAUGAAAACAGUCACUCCUAAUGUUUACUUAUAAAUGAAGAUUGGAAUGUACCAGGUUAUGUAUAUUUUUGUCAUAAGCUAUACAUUUACAGUAAGACUGAAACUUGCUUUUAAUCGUUUUGAACUAAAGCAACUUGGAUGCUUUCGUAUUUCAGUGUUACAAACAGUUUCAAUAGGGAGUUAAGAUACUUGAGUUUUGACUGUUUGAAUUUUUUUAUUCCUAUUGCCACUAUAAUUCUAAUCACAAUUUUUAUAACCUUGCCCGUGCUGCUUCUAAGUUAGUACUUCUGUGAAUAUAUUUUUAACUGUAGCUAUGCCUCUAAAUAUAUUUAUUCAUCUUAACCUGUCUAAGCUUAUUACUUAAAGGUUAUUUCUGGCAAGUGAGAAAAUAUUUUAUCCUGAAACAUCACUUUAGAUAUUUACUGGUCUGCCUCUUACAUUACACUUCGAAAAGCAAAGAUUUAAAAAAAAAAAAAAAACUUAGCAGUUUUUUUCCUAUA
Lagopus muta (rock ptarmigan) is the source of this 1915-nucleotide messenger RNA. It is a transcript of the gene STX2, whose product is annotated as syntaxin 2. Gene Ontology annotation, biological process: intracellular protein transport; synaptic vesicle fusion to presynaptic active zone membrane; exocytosis. The transcript is spliced from 11 exons. NCBI's taxonomy places the organism in Eukaryota, Metazoa, Chordata, Aves, Galliformes, Phasianidae. The record is from RefSeq and is a predicted model, not a curated record. Gene Ontology annotation, cellular component: plasma membrane; presynaptic active zone membrane; endomembrane system. Gene Ontology annotation, molecular function: SNARE binding; SNAP receptor activity. The coding region runs from base 303 to 1169 and encodes 288 amino acids.